Messenger RNA from Vitis riparia (riverbank grape), 1293 nucleotides. RefSeq names its product transcription factor MYB17-like. The transcript is spliced from 3 exons. The record is from RefSeq and is a predicted model, not a curated record. Bases 1 to 1293 code for a protein of 430 amino acids. NCBI's taxonomy places the organism in Eukaryota, Viridiplantae, Streptophyta, Magnoliopsida, Vitales, Vitaceae.
AUGGAAACACCACAGCAGACGAGUGGGUUGGAGACACGGCCAUGGACCAAAGAAGAAGACCAGAAGCUCUUUGAAUGUAAAAGCAAAAAUCGCCAUCUAUCUUGGCCAGAAAUCGCAAUGCUGACAGAGCUAGAGAGGAGUCGGAAAUCCAUGAUGGCAAGACCAGAGGAGCAGAGACCGCGAUGGACCGAAGAAGAAGACCGGAUGCUCUUUGAAUGUAAAGGCAGAAAUUCGGAUCUACCUUGGCCAGCUAUCGCAGAGCUGGCAGGGCUGAGCAGGAGUGGUAAGAGUUGUAGGGAGAGGUGGAAAAACCACCUGGAUCCUAAGGUCAAGAGAGGGAACUUCUCCCAAGAGGAAGACGAAACCAUCAUCCGCCUCCAUUCAAGUCAUGAGAAUAGCUGGGCAUUUAUAGCAACUCAUCUUCCAGGGCGAACCGAUAAUGCUGUCAAGAACCGCUGGAACAACCAUUUGAAGAAUAAGCUAAUUGGGAGAAGUACUGAUCAUCAGAAUAUUCCUGACCCACAAAGUAGCACUGGGGAUCAGCUACAUGCCACACAACUCUUUCAUCUCAACCACAAUAUUAAUCCACACGCAAGCUCAAGCUCCAUUCCUUCACCGGUCUCAGCCUCACAAGAAAUCGUCAACCCUUGGUCCACUUCUGAAUUAGCCUACCCAGAAUUUCCAGGGGGAUAUCUUCAGAGUGAUGAUGAGACUAUCCAUCACGCUUUUGGGGGAGAUUACUUUGCGUUUGAGCCCACACAACUCUUUCAUCUCAACUACAAUAUUGAUCCAAACCCAAGCUCAAGCUCAAUUCCUACACCGGUUUCAGCGUCACAAGAAAUCGCCAACCCUUGGUCCAAUUUUGAAUUAGCCUACCCAGAAUUUCCAGGGGGAUAUCUUCCGAUUGAUCGUGAAACUAUCCAUGACUCUCUCGGGGGAAAUUACUUUGAGUUCCAGCCCACACAACUCUUUCAUCUCAACCACAAUAUUGAUCCAAACGCAAGCUCAAGCUCAAUUCCUACACCAGUUUCAGCGUCACAAGAUAUCUCCAGUCCUUGGUCCAUUUCUGAAUUUGCCUACACAGAAUUUUCAGGGGGAUAUCUUCCGAGUGAUGAUUUCAGGGGAGAUUACUCUGAGUUUGAGCCCACACAACUCUUUCAUCUCAACCACAAUAUUGAUCCAAAAGCAAGCUCAAGCUCGAUUCCUACACUGGUUUCAGCCUCACAAGAAGUCGUCAACCCUUGGUCCACUUUUGAAUUAGCCUACCCAGAAUUUCCAGGGGGAUAUCUUUAG